GUACUGGGAGUUUAAGCUUAAGGUGGACUUGACUGAUAUCUGGAGCCACCAGACCUACAAGUCUAGUAUGCUUCCGCAGAUCGUCCCCACGGUGGCGCUCGUCCACCCAAGGAAUGCCUACAAGGUUUACUUCUUCCUGGGCCAGCACAUCUUCUGUGUCAACCUGAAGAAAAAGAAACUGAUGCAGUGUCUGGAGUUGGACAAUCAGGAGCUGCCGUCACUCUCCUCCCUCGUGGUCCAUUCCUGGAAUUUGCCGGCAGGGACCACAAAAAUCCAUUCGUCUGGGCCUGAUGAGUCUCACGUCCCUGGGGUUCAUUUCCUGGUUCACUAUAACUCGGUGGAUGGUUUUCUUGAGAAAGCAGUAGCUGUCAUGAGCAGGUCGCGUCCUGAAUUGUUUGGCAUGGGUCUGGAUGAACUUGAAGAAGACGAAGAUCACUCUCUGACCAUGGAGGAAUCUGAUGACGGAGAUGACUCUGAGAUGGAGCAACUUGAAGAGGGCGGAAAUGACUGCGAGAUGACUGAGGAAUCUGAAGAGGACUGAGAUGAUGGAGGUGAUUUAGAUCCAAGUGUGGCAGCUGUUGUUACGCAGGGCUGCUUUGCGUGCCAGCCAGUGACCACCAUCCAUCACUUACCGACUUGUCACUUCCACUUCUGUUUGCUCUUAUACUCCUAGACCAGUGGUUUGGCGUUCUGGAAGCAGCAUUGUUAUGCUAUAUACUCCUAUAUAUAUAUUAUACGAUGUUGUGACA
Molecule: messenger RNA, 749 nt
Organism: Triticum dicoccoides
Lineage: Eukaryota; Viridiplantae; Streptophyta; Magnoliopsida; Poales; Poaceae
Exons: 4
Coding region: 68-541 (157 amino acids)
Source: RefSeq, a predicted model, not a curated record